Molecule: messenger RNA, 945 nt
Organism: Anopheles marshallii
Lineage: Eukaryota; Metazoa; Arthropoda; Insecta; Diptera; Culicidae
Product: cuticle protein 19.8-like
Exons: 1
Coding region: 1-945 (314 amino acids)
Cellular component (GO): chitin-based extracellular matrix
Molecular function (GO): structural constituent of chitin-based larval cuticle
Source: RefSeq, a predicted model, not a curated record
AUGAAGCUGUUCGUCGUAGUAUCGUCCCUGUUGGCCAUUGCCACCGCUGCGCCAUCGACCACGCUGUACGCCACCACCUUCGCCCAACCGGCCCUGUACGCUGCCGGUGGUGCACCGCUGGCCACGUACGUUGCGGCGGGCCCGGCCGAACUGCACAGCCAGUAUCACGCCCAGGAUGAACUCGGCCAGUAUUCGUAUGGAUACAAUGGAGGACUGUCCGCCAAGGCGGAGUCGAAAUCGUUCGAUGGUGUCACCCGCGGCUCGUACAGCUAUCUGGAUGCGGAGAACAAACUCCAGACCGUCGCAUACACCGCCGACGCGCUGAACGGAUUCCGGGUGGCCGCUUCCAACCUGCCGGUCGCACCGAUUGAAACGCGCACCGCACCCGAACCGGUCAAGGACACGCCCGAGGUUGCUGCCGCCAAGGCCGACCAUAUGGCUGCCAUCGAGGCGGCCAAGCUGCGCAACGCCGCUGCCGAGAAGGAUGAUUCCGAGGCCACCAUCAUUGCCGCCGCACCGGCCGCCAUUGCUGCUGCGCCUGCCGCUCUGCCGCUCCCGGUCGCCACGUACGCCGCCGCUGCGCCUGCCUCGUUCUCUUACUCGACCCACUCGAUCGCGCAACCGAUCGCGGCCUAUGCCACCUAUGCCGCCCCAGCACCGGCCGCCAUCGAACUGAAGGCUCCCGCCUCCUUCGCGUACUCGACCUACACCCAGUCUGCGCCACUCGCCUACACCCAGUACGCUGCUGCCCCGUACGCUUCGCUCCCGAUCACCCAGUACGCUUACCCAGCCGCUCCGGCCACCUCGUUCACUUUCGCUCGCUCGCAGCCGGUUGACAUUGCCGCCGAACUGCCCGAGCCGGUGAAGGAUACGCCCGAGGUCGCCAAGGCCAAGGAGGAGCAUCUGCAGGCCGUCGCUGAAGCUAAGGCACGCAGCCUACAGUAA